Ruditapes philippinarum (Manila clam) is the source of this 1847-nucleotide messenger RNA. RefSeq names its product flap endonuclease 1-like. The coding region runs from base 78 to 1211 and encodes 377 amino acids. The record is from RefSeq and is a predicted model, not a curated record. Lineage: Eukaryota; Metazoa; Mollusca; Bivalvia; Venerida; Veneridae. The transcript is spliced from 12 exons. Gene Ontology annotation, cellular component: nucleus. Gene Ontology annotation, molecular function: magnesium ion binding; 5'-flap endonuclease activity; RNA-DNA hybrid ribonuclease activity.
UUUUAUAGCCGUAACGUCCCGUACAUUAUUUUGGCGGGAAGUGGUGAAACAGCUGGAAAAUAAAACCUAAGAUAAAUAUGGGAAUAAAAGGCUUGUCACAACUCCUGGCCGACCAUGCCCCCGGAUGUAUGAAAGAAAAUGAGAUUAAAAACUAUUUUGGCAGAAAAGUGGCAGUAGAUGCUUCUAUGUGUAUUUACCAGUUUCUUAUUGCCGUAAGACAAGAUGGCAGCCAGCUCACAAAUGAAGAUGGAGAAACCACAAGUCAUUUAAUGGGAAUGUUUUAUCGUACAAUUCGUAUGGUAGAGAAUGGUAUCAAACCUGUGUAUGUAUUUGAUGGUAAACCACCAGAAAUGAAGUCUGGUGAGCUUGAAAAGAGAAAGGAAAGACGUGAUGAGGCACAGAAAGCUUUAGAGAAGGCUGAAGAAGCAGGUGAUGCUGAGAAUAUUGAGAAAUUUAACAGAAGACUUGUGAAGGUAACAAAACAACAUAAUGAAGAGUGUAAGGAACUCCUCAAGUUGAUGGGCAUCCCCUAUGUAGAUGCUCCCUGUGAGGCUGAAGCUCAAUGUGCUGCUCUGGUAAAGGCUGGCAAGGUGUGGGCAACAGGUACAGAGGAUAUGGACUCCCUGACUUUUGGUUCUGAUGUUGUCCUAAGACAUCUCACAUUCAGUGAAGCAAGGAAGAUGCCAAUAAAGGAGUAUCACUAUGAUAGAAUCUUACAGGGUUUGGAAUUGUCUAACGACGAGUUUAUAGAUCUGUGUAUAUUGCUGGGCUGUGAUUACUGUGAGUCUAUACGUGGAAUUGGACCAAAGCGAGCUAUAGAUCUGAUUAAACAAUAUAAAUCUAUUGAUGAAAUAAUGAAAAAUAUAGAUCUGAAGAAAUACACAAUACCUGAGAAUUGGAUGUACAAAGAAGCUCGUGAACUAUUCAAAAAUCCAGAAGUUGCUACAGCCGAGGAAGUAGAGCUGAAGUGGUCAGAGCCAAAAGAAGAAGAACUUAUAGAUUACAUGGUCAAUAAGAAAGGAUUCAAUGAGGACAGAAUACGUAAUGGGUUAAAGAAACUGUCUAAAGCCCGUACUGGCAGUACACAAGGAAGACUUGACGGGUUCUUUAAAGUACUUUCAACGACAUCAACAACUCCUAAACGAAAGGCAGAGGAUUCCAAAGGUUCAGCCAAGAAGAAGGCUAAGGGAGGCUUCAAAAGGCCAAAAUGAUUGCAGGACCUGAUAAAUUCCGGGAAAAUGAAAAUUGGAGAGAUGAAAUAGUUUCAGCAUCAUUCAACAAUACUCUCAUUUUUGUGUUGAUUUAGUUGCUCAUUUAAGUAGCUUAAUGUCUAAGAAAUAACUUUUCCUCUUUCAACCAUAGAUGAUAUUCUGAAGUAAAAUGUUAUAAAUUUUUAAUAAAUGCGUUUGUUGAAUAUACAUGUAUGUUGAGAGUUUGAUAGUUAUUUAUUUAACUAAUGUAUUUUGCAAUGUCGAUUAAAUGAAGCACCAAAAUUUAUUAAUGGCUUAAAGUUAUAUACCUCCUUCAACAAUCAUGAAUAUAGUAAUAAGUACAUAUCCUAUGAUACAAGUAAUAUAGCCUGGAUGAUUCAAUAGAAGAUUUUUUUUGUUCUAGCAAGUAAUGACCACCUAGCUAGAUAGUUAAACACUAGUUCAUUAAUUGUUGUUGUAGUAUCAAGAGUUUAAUGCAUGCAUGAAAUAAAAGGCCAAUAUUAAAGUAUAUUUAUGUGAAUCUCGAUGCAUUUAAAUCAUAUAUGUCUAUGAAGCAAGAUAGAAGAAUUAAAUGAAUUAUUGGUGGUGUAUUAUUUGUCAAUUCUUGUUCAUUUAGAAAUAAAUUUUUACAAGCAA